Messenger RNA from Coregonus sp. 'balchen', 38062 nucleotides. The record is from the annotation of a GenBank genome assembly. Lineage: Eukaryota; Metazoa; Chordata; Actinopteri; Salmoniformes; Salmonidae.
AUGGGGCCUGGCAUCGCUAAUGAGAAAAGCGGCUUGCUCACACUAGAGGCACCAAGCAAUGUCACAUCAGGAGGAUUCUCGAGCGACACAAGUGUUUGGUAAUGCGGCUGUUUGUUUGAGCAUGAAUAUGGAACGUCUGCAGUGAGCUGUGUGUGUGUGUGUGUGUGUGUGUGUGUGUGGUUUAGCUGUUGGAUGCAGUUUGCCGUGGCUGUAGGUACACGCGCCACAGCUCUCGAGGACACACACACAGAUUUGCAGGAGCUAAUUAGCUCGACAAAAGUAAUUUUUUACAUUUGCCAGUUAAUUAAAAAACAAUGCUUAUUUGAAUUAAUUAAAUGAGUAAUUCUUCCUUCCAGGGAUCCUUUAUUGCUCGGCGCAAUCUUAAACGCUGCCCACAUUAAAGUUAAAGUGUGUAGGAGUUAAUUGAGAGUGUGUGCAGGCUGCUGUCCCCCUACCUGGCCUAAAGCUCCUUGUCAUUCAGCUUGUGUUGGCGUGUGUGUCUGUGUGUGCGUGCGUGUGCGGACUUGGAUCCAGGCAUUAGUUGAUUCCCCUGUCAACAGUGAUCAGAAUGCACAGGCACACAGCCCCCGUGUUCCGUUUUGAUCAGGUUCAACUGGGAAAAACAAGGUAUUAAUCAGCUGAACCUGUGCACUUUUCAUGCUCAGAAAGCAAGCAAGCAAUGGACAAAUUUAAUGUGAAAAACACUAACAGGGAUGUGAUGAGCAUUAAAUCAGCUGGAGAAUACCCUGGUCUAAGAAGUGGGUGAUGAGACAGACGAAUGAGUUGCAGGUCUGACAACAAUACUGACAAUAUUUUUACACCAACACUUCCGUUGGUGUGAUAGAUAAUAUUCAUAACGUUGAUGACAUAGAUGACAGAUGACAUAGAUUACAUUGAUAACAUAGUGCCUUCAGAAAGUAUUCACACCCUUUGACUUUUUCCACAUUUUGUUACAGACUGAAUUUAAAAUGGAUUACAUUGAGAUAUUGUGUCAUUGGCCUACAAUGACACAACAAGCAUUCAACCUAUUUGUUGCUUAACAAGUCACAUAAGUUGCUUGGACUCACUCAGUGUGCAAUAAUUGUGUUUUAACAUGAUUUUUGAAUGACUACCUCAUCUCUGUACCCCACACAUACAAUUAUCUGUAAGGUCCCUCAGUCGAGGAGUGAAUUUCAAACACAGAUUCAACCACAAAGACCAGGGAGGUUUUCCAAUGCCUCGCAAAGGAGGGCACCUAUUGGUAGAUGGGAGAAAAAAAAGCAGACCUUGAAUAUCCCUUUGAGCAUGGUGAAGUUAUAAAUUACACUUCGGAUGGUGUAUCAAUACACCCAGUACACUACAAAGAUACAGGUGUCCUUCCUAACUCAGUUGCAGGAGAGGAAGGAAACCGCUCAGAGAUUUCAUCAUGAGGCCAAUGGUGACUUUAAAACAGAUAGAGUUUAAUGGCUGUGAUAGGAGAAAAUUGAGGAUGGAUCAACAACAUUGAAGUUACUCCACAAUACUAACCUAAUUGACAGAGUGAAAAUAAGGAAGCCUGUACAGAAUAAAAAAUAUUCCAAAACAUGUAUCUUGUUUGCAAUAAGGCACUAAAAUAAAACUGUAAAGAAAUGAAUACAAAGCAUUAUGUUUGGGGCAAACACAACACAUCACUGAAUACCAUUCUUCAUAUUUUCAAGCUCUGUCAUGUUAUGGAUAUGCUUGUCAUCGGCAAAGACCAGGGAGUUAAAAAAAAUAAAAAACAGGCAACAUCCUAGAGGAAAACCUGGUUCAGUCUGCUUUCCACCAGACACUAGGAGAUUCAUUUACCUUUCAGCAGGACAAUAACCUAAAACAUCCCACUUUGUAACACAACAAAAUGUGGAAAAAGGGGUGUGAAUACUUUCUGAAGGCACUGUAGAUAACAUUGCUAUCAGUAUGGUCACAAAGGGCUUCACAUACACUCCCCCUCCCCCUCCUUUUCUCUGUUUCUCCUCAGGGCCCAUGCAGGAGACUGUCUACGACUUCUGGAGAAUGGUGUGGCAGGAGAACACGGCAACUAUCGUCAUGGUGACCAACCUGGUGGAGGUGGGCAGGGUGAGUACCAAGAGACCCUAGCCACACACACACACACACUCGGUGCUGGUACAUUUCUUUGAUUCAGCCAAUAAAGAAAUGAAAGAAACACAAAUGGACAUAUUCCAGUCAGGGGAUUCCAGAAACCCUGGGCCUGGCAUUUGAUGUCCACUGGUAACUCUAGGCAAUGCCAAUCUAUGGGGUGCAAUGUCCCGUGUGGAUUCAGACCUCGUUCAAGCCUAUCAACAACUGUUUAAAGCCUUGAGAGGCGUGAUCAGAGAGUGAUCUGACCUGUUAGUCGAAUAAGCUCUCUAAAGCGGUCAAACCCAUAACACCACACACUGACAGAGAGGACGUGUCUAACCUGUCUGUGGCUCAUUUAAGAGCCCCAACACCCGCUGGCACCAUAUCACAUCGUCAAAAGGGGACCAAGUGAUGCACGGCCCCAGAGAGCUAGCCAAGCGGGUGAAUCCUCCCACCACCAAGCAGAGCCACCACCUGGUGCUAUUGUUUUAACCACUCAGCCCUGGCGAUCCCAUCUCACCCCCUGUUGAGUCUCCACUCUCCAGCCCCCUUCAGUGGGCCGACGGCAGGCAGGAAGGCCAGGUGCAGCAGGCAGGCAGGGAGCACAGUGGCAGUCUAUUCCACCAUAAUAAUAAAAACCACUCACUUCACGGCCAUCAGCAUCUGCUAGGCUGCUUCACCACUGAUGAACUCUGGGAAAUCCCUUCUCCCAGGCUCCUGUCGCUCGCUUUCAUGCCAAGCUGUUUAGUUUUGAUUUCGAUCCAGCCUCUUUUCUGUUGCAGCCUCUCUACCGCGAGGUAGAGGGAUGACGGAGUACAAAGCAACACAAGGCACAACAGGACGCGGAAAAUAACGCCACCCCAGAUAAUGUGUUUGUGACUGUCGCAGGCAGCCACCCAAAGCAGGCAGCCACCCAAAGCAGGCAGCCACCCAAAGCAGGCAGCCAGCCAAAGCAGGCAGCCACCCAAAGCAGGCAGCCACCCAAAGCAGGCAGCCACCAAAGCAUAUCGCUGGCUGAUCGUCUUCAUCAUAGCCGUUAGACACGGUCUGGGUUAAUGGUUAAUAGGAUAUUUCAGCCAAGAAUUUAUCUAUACAAUGCUCCUCAGGGAUUAGCUAGCUGAAUUGUCAGGGAGAUCUGAGAGGCUGGAGGAUCUGGAGCAUCUUGACUUGAGCUCCAUACUGUUUGUUUUGAUAGUGUCACUGGAUACCCAAACCUAAUUUCACUGAUAAUCAGGGCUGAAGCUACAGUCUGCUCUACGGUGAUCCCGUACACUUUAUUUACCCUGUCAUAUGGCGGGGGGUUAUCUAGUAAGAUAUGGACAGAUAGCUUAUCGUAUUACCACAAAUCAUCCUCCCGAUCAUUUAGUGUGAGUGUAUUUAAGUUUUAAGGCUACAUGACACACUGGGACCAAAAAUGGUGCUCCAUAUUACCCUAUUGAACCUCUCCUCCUAUCACAAAUCAUGUACUAAAUCUGACUUCCUCUCAGAACAGUCGCCUGCUACUGCUAUAUGUCCUUACAUGCUUACCCAGUGUGGGGCCUUUAAGGAAACUCCUAAGAAAGCCGCUCACAACACUAAAAAGAAACCGAAGCAGCAGUAUUAUGACAAAGCCGUAUUAGUCUGUAGGCUGUCUGGUAGGAAUAAGGAAACUAGUGGGAUCAUGGUUUGAGUUCCAGAUAGCUCUUCUAGAUUGGCAUUUUUUGAAGCUCUCGUCUGGGGUUCUGACAAGAAGAAAAGCACAUGGACACAGAGAUAUUAAAUUCUACUACUAGUUAUGAGUCCUUGAAUAGGAACCUUAUAGGAUCAUCUUAAAAUCGGCUCCAACGACAUUGAGAUUCCUCUCAAAGGCUAUAUCAGGAAACAGGGAGUAAUAGGAGCUUAUGAUGGCCUGUGGGAAAAUAAUUAAUGCAACCUACUUAAGAAAAUGGCUUCCAAGAUCUGAAAGGAGAAAUGUACCAACUAAAUGUAAUUUGAGCAGCCCAGUACUUUAGAGACAUGCUAUACAAAACUACAGUACACCAUCAUAAACCAUGUAUUACAAUCGAUCAUGCUCAAGACAGAUGAUCAAAUCAAAGACAAAAUGGUUUAUCUCAAUCGUACUUCCAUCAUACUUUAACAAAGAAGAGUAACUCGCUAAUGAGCGAGUGUGAAAAAGUAGGGUGGGCAUGUCUCUCAAACAUCUCUUUAUGCUCGUGUGUGUGUGUGUGUCGGAAACACUCAUAGUAUUAUGCUGUAUCACUCUCUCCAUGAUCAACACUGUCACAGAAGACUGAAAGAAAAACAUUUCCCAGUGCCACCGUCAUUUAAGAAAACAGAGAUCCCUAUCGCAGUUAAACAGUGUUUUCUGGUCCUCUCCAGAGAAGCAACCAGCGACGACAACUAUCUUAGCUAUGGUGGGACUGAUGUACAUUAAAACACAAUUAUAUCACCAAUUAGAGAGUGAGGGAGGGGGAAGGAGACAGAUGAAGAGGAGAAGGAGACUGAUGAAGAGGAGAAGGAUGACCUGGAGAGAGAGAAGAUGAGGCCGGUGUUAGUGACAGAGGACAGAAGAGAGGACGGAGGGAGUGAGGGAACAGAGAGUGAGGGAGGGAGAAGGAGAGAAAGAGAGGGAUAGUGUCAUCAAUAUGAAGAAGAAACACAAAGGGUUGAGCUGGUGUUAAUUGAUCUAUGGUGAAUGCUGAAGUCACUAUACUACUGUGUGACUAAAAUGUAAAUGUAUAAUAGAGAAAAUAAGUCUAUGGUUUUAACCUCUUGCUGUGUAGGAGGGGCCAGGUAAGUGAGGUGGCGCUAUCACAGAAUCUGCGCUGUGCGACUUCUGAUGUCCCCAGAGUUCACGACCUCUUAAUGAAGAGCCCAAUGGUGCAGUAUGGGUAAUUAGAGCGGGGACAUUGAGCAGCUGCUCAAACACAGAGGAGGGCCGUCUGCCUGCCGCCAUCUGGGACACCAUCAAGAUGUCUCUCAAAUGGCACACUUUUCCCUAUAUAGUGCCCUACUACUGACCAGGGCCAAAGUAGUGCACUAUAGUGAAUAGGGUGCCAAAAGUAGUGCACUAUAGUGAAUAGGGUGCCAAAAGUAGUGCACUAUACAGGGAAUAGGGUGCCAAAGUAGUGCACUAUACAGGGAAUAGGAUGCCAAAGUAGUGCACUAUACAGGGAAUAGGGUGCCAAAGUAGUGCACUAUAGUGAAUAGGGUGCCAAAAAUAGUGCACUAUACAGGGAAUAGGGUGCCAAAAAUAGUGCACUAUACAGGGAAUAGGGUGCCAAAAGUAGUGCACUAUACAGGGAAUAGGGUGCCAAAGUAGUGCACUAUACAGAGGGAAUAGGGUGCCAAAAGUAGUGCACUAUACAGGGAAUAGGGUGCCAAAAGUAGUGCACUAUACAGGGAAUAGGGUGCCAAAGUAGUGCACUAUACAGGGAAUAGGGUGCCGUUUCAGACACACUCAAACCACAACAGGUUGUUCUCUAAAAGGACUGGGCCAUCUGCAUUCUGUAUGUUCAACAUCAGCCCUCUAGGUGGCAACACUUUUUGCCCAGAAUUCACCUAGAGCAGAAUUCUAUUCUGGAACUUAAAAGAAGGACUAGAAGACCAUUGAGAUGACUCACAACAACACCUUAUCAAACGCCUUACACAAUAGACAAUAGACACCUACCUCCGGUAACAUGCAUCCCAAAAACAUCUCAGGCAGGUUUCUGCCUUGAAGGAACAGUUAUUUUACCAUGGGCAGGCGUGCGUGCGUGCUCGUGCUGGAGCGUGUGUAUAUUGUGGACAGAGGUUGUUGACAAGCCUCUACUGUGGUCAGUUCAUCCCGUUACACCCUGUGUCCCCUGUGUCCCCUCAGGUGAAGUGCUGUAAGUACUGGCCAGACGACACUGAGAUCUACAGGGACAUGAAAGUGACCCUCAUCGAGACCCAGCUGCUAUCAGAGUACGUCAUCAGGACCUUCGCUGUGGAAAAGGUAGGGACACUCCAAGUGAUCAUGAUAAUGGAAGUCAUUCAUUGUAUUGUAUUAUAGUCUAGUGUUUAGCAUGUAUUGUGUAUAGUUCCUGUCACUAGGUUUGACAGAUCGUCACAUUGUACUCGGGGUGUCUUACUCCUUGCACCCACCUAGGCAACUUCCAACUACUUUACUGAGUGUUCUUAGCGGCGUCCUCCGUAAUAGGUCCGUCUGUCUUUAAGAAUGCGUGUCUGUCUGGAACCAUUUUUAGUGUUUCUCAUACUACUGUACUCCAGGCUGCUACCAGGCCUCUCCUACUUUACCCCAGGCUGCUACCAGGCCUCUCCUACUUUACUCCAGGCUGCUACCAGGUCUCUCCACUUCUAUUCCCCUGGGCUGUGAAUAUUUCCCCUGCCGUUUGUGUGGUGUUUGUGUGUGCUCAAGGCUCUGAUGGGUGUCCGUCCCUGCCGUCUGUAUUCAGCCUGCUCGCUGUGUGUGUGUGUGUGUGUGAAUCAUCAGUGUUCUCCAGCUGUUCUUCUCCUGUUUCCAUCCCCCCAGAGAUGGGCUUUGUCAUCAGUGUCCCUGUCUCCCUGUUCUGCUCAAGAACAAGAUCAAAAUGCUACUUGGGAGGGAGGGAGGGAGAGAGAUGGGUCUGUAUGGGGAGUGGGUAGACAGCUGCAGGUCUCAUUGUUAGACAUCCUCUGUGUGCAUGCCUGGUGCGUGCGUGUACAUGGGUGUGUGUCACAAGUCCAAGCAUCUUUAUGACCUCUAAACUGUUUGGUACUUGUGAAUCCAAAUCAAAUCAAAUCAAACUUUAUUUGUCACAUGCGCCAAAUACAACAGGUGUAGACCUUACCGUCAAAUGCUUACUUACAAGCCCUUAACCAACAAUGCAGUUCAAGAAAGAGUUAAGAAAAUAUUAACCAAAUAAACUAAAGUAAAAAAUUAUAAAAAAGUAACACAAUUAAAUAACAAUAAUGAGACUAUAUACAGGGGGUACCGGUACCGAGUCAAUGUGCGGGGGUACAGGUUAGUCGAGGUAAUUUGUACAUGUAGGUAGGGGUAAAGUGACUAUGCAUAGUUAAUAGACAGCGUGUAGCAGCAAUGUAAAUAGGCCAGGUGGCCAUUUUAUUAAUUGUUCAGAAGUCUUAUGGCUUGGGGGUAGAAGCUGUUAAGGAGCCUUUUGGUCCUAGACUUGGCGCUCCGGUACCGCUUGCCGUGCGGUAGCAGUGAGAACAGUCUAUGACUUUGACAGUUUUUUGGGCUUUCCUCUGACACCGCCUAGUAUAUAGGUCCUGGAUGGCAGGAAGCUUGGCCCCAGUGAUGUACUGGGUCAUACUACCCUCUGUAGCGCCUUACGGUCGGAUGCCAAGCAGUUGCCAUACCAGGCGGUGAUGCAACCGGUCAGGAUGUUCUUGAUGGUGCAGCUGUAGAACUUUUUGAGGAUCUGGGGAUCCAUGCCAAAUCUUUUCAGUCUCCUGGGGGGGAAAAGGUGUUGUCGUGAACCUCUUCAUGACUGUCUUGGUGUGUUUUGAACAUGAUAGUUUGUUGGUGAUGUGGACACAAAGGAACUUGAAACUCUUGACCCGCUCCACUACAGCCCAGUCGAUGUUAAUGUGGGCCUGUUCGGCCCGCCUUUUCCUGUAGUCCACGAUCAGCUCCUUUGUCUUGCUCACAUUGAGGGAGAGGUUGUUGUCCUGGCACCACACUGCCAGGUCUCUGACCUCCUCCCUAUAGGCUGUCUCAUCGUUGUCUGUGAUCAGGCCUACCACUGUUGUGUCGUCAGCAAACUUAAUGAUGGUGUUGGAGUCAUGUUUGGCCACGCAGUCAUUGGUGAACAGGGAAUACAGGAGGGGACUAAGCAUGCACCCCUGAGGGGCCCCAGUGUUGAGGAUCAGCAUGGCAGAUGUGUUUUUCCCUACCCUUACCACCUGGGGGUGGCCCGUCAGGAAGUCCAGGAUCCAGUUGCAGAGGGAGGUGUUUAGUCCCAGGGUCCUUAGCUUAUUGAUGAGCUUUGUGGGCACCAUGGUGUUGAACGCUGAGCAGUAGUCAAUGAACAGCAUUCUCACAUAGGUGUUCCUUUUGUCCAGGUGGGAAAGGGCAGUGUGGUGUGCGAUUGAGAUUGUGUCAUCUGUGGAUCUGCGAUAUGCGAAUUGGAGUGGGUCUAGGGUGUCCGGGAUGAUGCUGUUGAUGUGAGCCAUGACUUUCAAAGCACUUCAUGGCUACCGACGUGAGUAAUCAUUUAGGCAGGUUACUUUCGCUUCCUUGGGCACAGUGAUGUGGAUUUUUACAAUGAUAUGAAUUUUUACAUUGGUACAUCUCUGUUGCUAGGCAAGAACUUAAUUUGUUCCUCUCACUGGGUUUAUGUGUGUGUGUGAUGAAAUAGGCAUCUGACCUGUCUUCUGGUCAAAUUCUACAGUUGUCUUAUCAGUGACUGAAAGCAAGCUGAACCCUUUGUCUCUCCUUGAGCGUCUUCCUGAUUAGAUUGCAGAGUGACGGGGUGGGACAGAGGCGUUAGGCUUGGGUAUAUUUGAGAGAUUGAUUGUGGACCUGCCAUGUCCACAAUCAAUCUCCAGGUCAAGCCAGGGUGAGCCAGGGUUGAACAAAGUUCAAACUGAACAUUAUAAUUUUUUACAUGACAGGGCUGUUAUUUGUGCAUGACAAAGCUUGAUUGGUCACACCACCAUUGUUUCCAAACGGAAUACAUAGAAGGAGGAGAAGUCAUAAACUAAGGAAGUGGGCGGAGCGGUCAAGAGGUGAAAACUGGAGCCAGUGGUGGUGGAACCAAAGAGGGAGGGGUUAAGCUAAAAUGUAUGUAAAAUUCCUAUAUAAACUGAGAGCUGGGAGGUGGAAAGAGAUGCUUUGUCUAUUGUAAUAAAGUAUAUCUUAAUUCUACAAAAACUCUGGAAAUACUUUUGUUCUUUAAUCAGUAUAAGGACGAAUUUGCCACAACAGGGACUAUGGUGGUCUGCUUGAAACAUGUAGGUAUUACAGACUCGGUCAGGGAGAGGUUGAAAAUAUCAGUGAAGACACUUACCAAUUGGUCCGCACAUGCUUUGAGAACACGUCCUGGUAAUCCGUCUGGCCCCCCGGCUUUGUGAAUGUUGACCUGUUUAAAGGUCUUGCUCACAUCGGCUACCGAGAGCGUUAUCACACAGUCGUCCAGAACAGCUGGUGCUCUCAUGCAUGCUUCAGUUUUGCUUGCCUCGAAGCGAGCAUAAAAGGCAUUUAGCUCAUCUGGUAGGCUCACAUCACUGGGCAGCUCGCGGCUGGGUUUCCCUUUUGUAGUCCGUAAUAGUUUUCAAUGACUGCCACAUCUGACGAGCGUCAGAGCCGGUGUAGUAGGAUUCAAUCUUAAUCCUGUAUUGACGCUUUGCCUGUUUGAUGGUUCAUCUGAGGGCGUAGCGGGAUUUCUUAUAAGCGUGCGGAUUAGUGUCACGCUCCUUGAAAGCGGCAGCUCUAGCCUUUAGCUCGAUGCGGAUUUUGCCUGUAAUCCAUGGCUUCUGGUUGGGAUGUGUACGUACGGUCACUGUGGGGAGAAUGUUGUCGAUGCACUUAUUGAUGAAGCCGGUGAAUGAGGUGGUGUACUCCUCAAUGCUAUCGGAAGAAUCCCGGAACAUAUUCCAGUCUGUUCUAGCAAAACAGUCCUGUAGCGUAGCAUCCGCGUCAUCUGACCUCUUCUGUAUUGAGCAAGUCACUGGUACUUCCAGCUUUAGUUUUUGCUUGUAAGCAGGAAUCAGGAGGAUAGAAUUAUGGUCAGAUUUGCCAAAUGGAGGGCGAGGGAGAGCUUUGUAUGAGUCUCUGUGUGUGGAGUAAAGGUGGUCUGCAUUAAAGUCCCCGGCCUCCAGGAGUGCCGCUUCUGGAUGAACAUUUUCUUGUUUGCUUAUGGCCUUAUUCAGCUCGUUGAGUGCGGUCUUAGUGCCAGCAUCGGUUUGUGGUUGGUAAAUAGACGGCUACGAAUAAUAUAGAUGAGAACUCUCUUGGUAGAUAGUGUGGUCUAUAGUUUAUCAUGAGGUACUCUACCUCAGGCGAGCAAUGCCUCAAGACUUCUUUAAUUACAUUUUACAUUUUAGUCAUUUAGCAGACGCUCUUAUCCAGAGCGACAUACAGGAGCAAUUAGGGUUAAGUGCCUUGCUCAAGGGCACAUCGACAGAUUUUUCAUGUAGUCUGCUCGGGGAUUAGAACCAGCGACCUUUCGGUUAUUGGGCACAACGCUCUUAACCACUAAGCUACCUGCCGCCCAUUUAAUAUUAGACAUCGCGCACCAGCUGUUAUUGACAAAUAGACACACACCCCCGCCCCUCGUCUUACCAGACCAGCUUCUCUGUCCUGCCCAUGCAUGGAAAAUCCCGCCAGCUCUAUGUUAUCCGUGUAGGCGUUCAGACACGUCUCAGUGAAACAUAAGAUAUUACAGUUUUUAAUGUCCCGUUGGUAGGAUAUUCUUAAUCGUAGAUCAUCCAUACCAAUGAUUGCACGUUGGCCAAUAGAACAGAUGGUAGUAGAGGUUUACUCACUCGCCUACGAAUUCUCAGAAGGCAGCCCGACCUCCGCCCCCUUUUUCUCCGUCUUUUCUUCACGCAAAUGACAGGGAUUUGGGCCCGUUCCUGAGAAAGCAGUAUAUCCUUCGCGUCAGACUCAUUAAAGAAACAAUCUUUGUCCAGUGCGAGGUGAGUAAUCGCUGUUCUGAUGUCCAGAAGUUAUUUUCGGUAAUAAGAGACAGUAGCAGCAACAUUAUGUACACAAUAAGUUAAAAAACAAGUUACAAACAACGCGAAAAAAAACAAACAAAAUAGCACAGUUGGUUAGGAGCCUGUAAAACGACGCCAUUAUCCUGUAUUCAACUGUGUCUGUCUUCUCUCUCCAGAGGGGAGCCCAUGAGAUCCGGGAGAUCCGUCAAUUCCACUUCACGGGCUGGCCAGACCACGGGGUCCCCUACCAUGCCACCGGCCUGCUGGGCUUCGUACGCAGGGUGAAGUCCAAGAGCCCCGCCAAUGCCGGGCCCAUGGUGGUCCACUGCAGGUCAGACACACUUACACACACGCUGGUUGGUUGGUUGGUUGGCUGGCUGCCUGGUUGGCUGGCUGGCUGGUUGGCUGGCUGGUUGGCUGGCUGGCUGGUUGGCUGGCUGGUUGGUUGGCUGGUUUGCUGGCUGGCUGGUUGUAUGGAUCUGUUCCUCUUUUUCUGUCUCUUUUACACUCUCUCUCUCUCCCCCCUCCAUCUGGUAUGACUCAGAAAGACAUUCCUAAUGGAUACUAAUAUGAAGUCAACAGCCACACUAAAUGAAGUGCGUCUUCUAUUUUCAGCCACACUAAAUAAAGUGGAGCUGCUAUUGUCAGCCACACUAAAUAAAAUGGAGCUGCUAUUGUCAGCCAUACUAAAUAAAGUGGAGCUUCUAUUGUCAGCCACACUAAAUAAAAUGGAGCUUCUAUUGUCAGCCACACUAAAUAAAAUGGAGCCUCUAUUGUCAGCCACACUAAAUAAAAUGGAGCUUCUAUUGUCAGCCACACUAAAUAAAGUGGAGCUGCUAUUGUCAGCCACGCUAAAUAAAAUGGAGCUUCUAUUGUCAGCCACACUAAAUAAAAUGGAGCUUCUAUUGUCAGCCACACUAAAUAAAGUGGAGCUGCUAUUGUCAGCCACACUAAAUAAAGUGGAGCUGCUAUUGUCAGCCACACUAAAUAAGCCGAGCUGCUAUUGUCAGUCACACCCAUAACUGUUUUCCAUACAAAUAGUCCCAGAUAUUUUGGCAGCCAGGGCUUUGCCAUGAAGUGUGUGUGUCUCCCACAUGUGCUCUGGUUCUCACGCUGUGUGGGUGUGUGUGUGUUCUCAGUGCGGGGGCGGGCAGGACUGGCUGUUUCAUCGUGAUUGACAUCAUGCUCGACAUGGCGGACAGAGAGGGUGUGGUCGACAUCUACAACUGUGUGAGAGAGCUGCGCUCACGAAGGGUUAACAUGGUCCAGACAGAGGUAAGAAUGACAUUGUCCUCGCUCGAACCAAAACACACAGGACCACAAUUGAAACAAGUCUUUUUACUUUUUUGUGUAUAUAAUCCUCGGUAGUGUUGGUAUAUAUAUCUGUUGCCUGGUGUAACAUUUUUAUGUAUUUUAAAUUGUCAAAUAAAAUAAAGCUUUAGAUGCGGUUUAGGGUUUAGCGAAUGAUUUGUCCCAAAUACAAUACUUUUAGUUUUUUAUAUAUUUAGAACUAGCUUAUUACUUGCCACCCAUUCUAAAACUGACUGGAGCUCUGUAAGUGUUGCAGUACUUCCACUUGUUGUGGUAGCUGACGUGUAUAGUGUUGAGUCAUCAGUGUACAUAGACACACUGGCUUUACUCAACGCUAGUGGUAGGUCAUUAGGAAAAAAAAUUAUGUAUGCAAGUAUGAAUUCGUUUUUCAUUGUUUGAUUAAUUUCCGUGACAUUAUUUUAAUAUAUAUAAACUGAAAAAUGUAUAGCUGAAAAGCUAUUACAAUAGUUUUCUUGGAGGGACAUACAGUAUCGUAGAAAUGACAUUCUUCUCCCCAGUACACAAAAGGCCAGUUCGUGUCUUAUCAUAGUAGUUCACUGUAUUUUGAUGACAACUGUAUGGCCUGCAAAUCCCUUUCACCUCCAACUCCACAUCCAAGGACAAGAGGGUGACGUCACAGUCGCCUAACCUGAAAACACUGACCCUCCACUGCCAAGUCGAGACGUUUCUGAAAUGUCAUUUCAUAAAUGAUUUACGUCAAGCCUGGGGCCUUUUUCCCUGACAAGAAGAGCGGGAGAGGGAGACGGAAAGAGAGAGUGAGUGUGGUAGUAUUGACAGAGGAGAGGUCAAUGGGAGUGGUCACUGUGGAGGCGACACAAAACAAAUGACACCCUAUGGGCUUUGGUCAAAGGUAGUGCACUACUUAGGGAAUACGGUGCCAUUUGGGAUGCAGCAUCAGUCUUAGGAAACGCUCAUACAGUGGGGAAAAAAAGUAUUUAGUCAGCCACCAAUUGUGCAAGUUCUCCCACUUAAAAAGAUGAGAGAGGCCUGUAAUUUUCAUCAUAGGUACACGUCAACUAUGACAGACAAAUUGAGAAAAAAAUCCAGAAAAUCACAUUGUAGGAUUUUUUAUGAAUUUAUUUGCAAAUUAUGGUGGAAAAUAAGUAUUUGGUCACCUACAAACAAGCAAGAUUUCUGGCUCUCACAGAACUUCUUCUUUAAGAGGCUCCUCUGUCCUCCACUCAUUACCUGUAUUAAUGGCACCUGUUUGAACUUGUUAUCAGUAUAAAAGACACCUGUCCACAACCUCAAACAGUCACAAUCCAAAGAGCUGUCAAAGGACACGAGAAACAAAAUUGUAGACCUGCACCAGGCUGGGAAGACUGAAUCUGCAAUAGGUAAGCAGCUUGGUUUGAAAAAAUCAACUGUGGGAGCAAUUAUUAGGAAAUGGAAGACAUGCAAGACCACUGAUAAUCUCCCUCGAUCUGGGGUCCACGCAAGAUCUCACCCCGUGGGGUCAAAAUGAUCACAAGAACGGUGAGCAAAAAUCCCAGAACCACACGGGGGGACCUAGUGAAUGACCUGCAGAGAGCUGGGACCAAAGUAACAAAGCUUACCAUCAGUAACACACUACGCCGCCAGGGACUCAAAUCCUGCAGUGCCAGACGUGUCCCCCUGCUUAAGCCAGUACAUGUCCAGGCCCGUCUGAAGUUUGCUAGAGUGCAUUUGGAUGAUCCAGAAGAGGAUUGGGAUAAUGUCAUAUGGUCAGAUGAAACCAAAAUAUAACUUUUGGUAAAAACUCAACUCGUCGUGUUUGGAGGACAAAGAAUGCUGAGUUGCAUCCAAAGAACACCAUACCUACUGUGAAGCAUGGGGGGUGGAAACAGCAUGCUUUGGGGCUGUUUUUCUGCAAAGGGACCAUGACGACUGAUCCGUGUAAAGGAAAGAAUGAAUGGGGCCAUGUAUCGUGAGAUUUUGAGUGAAAAACUCCUUCCAUCAGCAAGGGCAUUGAAGAUGAAACGUGGCUGGGUCUUUCAGCAUGACAAUGAUCCCAAACACACCGCCCGGGCAACGAAGGAGUGAAGCAUUUCAAGGUCCUGGAGUGGCCUAGCCAGUCUCCAGAUUUCAACCCCAUAGAAAAUCUUUGGAGGGAGUUGAAAGUCUGUGUUGCCCAGCGACAGCCCCAAAACAUCACUGCUCUAAGAGGACAUCUGCAUGGAGGAAUGGGCCAAAAUACCAGCAACAGUGUGUGAAAACCUUGUGAAGACUUACAGAAAACGUUUGACCUGUGUCAUUGCCAACAAAGGGAAAAUAAAAAAGGAUGGGAAACUUUUGUUAUUGACCAAAUACUUAUUUUCCACCAUAAUUUGCAAAUAAAUUCAUAAAAAAUCCUACAAUGUGAUUUUCUGGAAAAAAAAUUAUCAUUUUGUCUGACAUAGUUGACGUGUACCUAUGAUGAAAAUUACAGGCCUCUCUUAUCAUUUUAAGUGGGAGAACUUGCAUGUUCUUAUCUUUUAUCAUUUCUUAUUGUUGUUGCAUUGUAGAGAAGGAACCUGCAAGUAACCAUUUAGUUGGAUGAUGUAUACCAAGCGAAUCCCGUACAUACGCUAGAGUCAGUCAUCACUGUUGUUUGGUCGUCUUUCAGACAGAUCUUUGCGAGUUACCUGUGUUCACUACCUGGACUUUAAUGGCGAUGUGAGUCCUUCCUGUGUAGCAUGGCUGUCUGUCACUCACGAUAUCCUGUGCACCCCUCUGUGUCGUACAGGAGCAGUACGUGUUCAUCCACGACGCCAUCUUAGAGGCGUGUCUGUGUGGGGACACCACCAUCCCAGCCAACCAGCUGCGAUCGGUCUACUAUGACAUGAACCGCCUGGAUCCCCAGACCAACUCCAGCCAGAUCAAAGAGGAGUUCAGGGUAUGUGGUGUGUGCUUGUGUCUGCCUGCGUGCAUGUGUUGUUCAGCGUACGUGCGUGCAUGCGUUGUUCAGCGUGCGUGCGUGCAUUGUUCAGCCUACGUGCGUGCAUGCGUUGUUCAGCGUGCGUGCGUUGUUCAGCGUACGUGCGUGCAUGCGUUGUUCAGCGUACGUGCGUGCAUGCGUUGUUCAGCGUGCGUGCGUGCAUGCGUUGUUCAGCGUACGUGCGUGCGUUGUUCAACGUGCGUGCGUUGUUCAACGUACGUGCGUGCAUGCGUUGUUCAGCGUACUUGCGUGCAUGCGUUGUUCAGCGUGCGUGCGUGCGUUGUUCAGCGUACGUGCGUGCGUUGUUCAGCGUACGUGCGUGCGUUGUUCAGCGUACGUGCGUGCAUGCGUUGUUCAGCGUACGUGCGUGCAUGCGUUGUUCAGCGUACGUGCGUGCAUGCGUUGUUCAGCGUACGUGCGUGCAUGCGUUGUUCAGCGUGUGUGCGUAUAUUGUAUAUUAGUGUACAUGCAUGCCUUGGAGUGUGUCUACCAGGCUCAGAUCCCCCCUCCCUCCCUCCAGACUCUGAACAUGGUGACUCCUACAUUACGUGUGGAGGACUGCAGUAUCGCCCUGCUCCCCAGGAACCACGAGAAGAACCGCUGCAUGGACGUCCUACCGCCCGACCGCUGUCUGCCGUUCCUCAUCACCAUCGAUGGAGAGAGCUCCAACUACAUUAACGCUGCCCUCAUGGACGUACGUUUCACACACAAACACACACAGGCACACACACACACACACACACACACACACACACAGACACACACACAGGCACACACACGCACACAGGCACACACACAGGCACACACACGCACACACACACACACACAGGCACACACACACAAACACAUACACACUCAUACAUGAACUUGUGCACGUUCGCUCGUAACCUUUUUAAAUUACUUGCAAUGUCAGUCCGUGUGUAAGUCAUUGGAUGUGAAUGUACUGCUGAAAAAGUUGAUCGUAAAACUGGUAUUUUUUUUAUCAGUGUGAUGAAAUAUGAUGAUGUAGAUUGGUCAGUGUGGUGAAAUAUGAUGAUGUAGAUUGGUCAGUGUGGUGAAAUAUGAUGAUGUAGAUUGGUCAGUGUGAUGAAAUAUGAUGAUGUAGAUUGGUCAGUGUGAUGAAAUAUGAUGAUGUAGAUUGGUCAGUGUGAUGAAAUAUGAUGAUGUAGCUUGGUCAGUGUGACGAAAUAUGAUGAUGUAGAUUGGUCAGUGUGGUGAAAUAUGAUGAUGUAGAUUGGUCAGUGUGAUGAAAUAUGAUGAUGUAGAUUGGUUAGUGUGGUGAAAUAUGAUGAAGUAGAUUGGUUAGUGUGGUGAAAUAUGAUGAUGUAGAUUGGUCAGUGUGGUGAAAUAUGAUGAUGUAGAUUGGUCAGUGUUCAGUCAGUAAUCUACAUAUAGGGCAGAUUUGGCACUUUGAGCAGGAUGGAGAGACAGGGAUGGGGAGAGGAGGACGGAGAGGGGGACAGAGAGGGAGAGGAGGACAGAGAGGGAGAGAGCGGGACAGAGGGAGAGAGCGGGACAGAGGGAGAGAGCGGGACAGAGGGAGAGAGCGGGACAGAGGGAGAGAGCGGGACAGAGGGAGAGAGCGGGAGAGAGAGGGACAGAGGGGCACAGAGAGAGAGGGACAGAGGGGCACAGAGAGAGAGGGACAGAGGGGCACAGAGAGUGAGGGACAGAGGGGCACAGAGAGUGAGAGGGUGACAGAGACAGACAGCGAGAGUGUCAGAGACAGACAGCGAGAGUGUCAGAGACAGACAGCGAGAGUGUCAGAGACAGACAGCGAGAGUGACAGAGACAGACAGCGGGAGAGAGCGAGAGGGAGAGAGGUACAGAGAGUGAGACAGACUGUGAGAGACAGUGAGAGUAGUUGUGAGAGACAGUGAGAGUAGUUGUGAGAGACAGUGAGUGUGAUUGUGAGAGACAGUGAGUGUGAUUGUGAGAGAAAGUGACAAUAGGAGAGAGACAGUGACAGUGAGAGAGAGACAGUGACAGUGAGAGAGAGAGACAGUGAGAGACAGUGAGUGUGAGAGAGAGACAGUGAGUGUGAGAGAGAGACAGUGAGUGUGAGAGAGAGACAGUGAGUGUGAGAGAGAGACAGUGAGUGUGAGAGAGAGACAGUGAGUGUGAGAGAGAGACAGUGAGUGUGUGAGAGAGACAGUGAGUGAGUGAGAAGACAGUGAGACAGUGUGAGAGAGAGACAGUGAGUGAGUGUGAGAGAGAGACAGUGAGACAGUGAGAGAGAGAGAGAGAGAGAGAGAGAGACAGUGAAUUUGAGAGAGAGACAGUGACAGUGAGAGGGAGCCGGAGAGAGAGAGAGAGAGAGCCAGAGGGAGAUCAGAUUUGGUGACUCAGCAGUCCUGGGGUAUUUUGUGGUUAAAUAACUGGUGGGUAAAUUGCCCAUCCAUCUCUAUAAUAAUCACCCCACGUUCCUUAGCCAGCCAUUUUCCAGCCAAGCCAAACGUAAACAGUAAGGGGACUGUCAGUGUAUCAUGUUGAUGAAUGUCUAUUGCUUUUUCUCAAUGCUUCCACCAACAAUUAUGUGCUUAUUGAAAAUGAUUAAGAACAGAUGGCUUUGGAUUGAUUCGUCCCAUCGUCAUGGAAAUAACCUAACCAAAAGAAUUGCAAUCUGUUUUUUUGUCGAACAUAGCAAUAUGACUAUUUGGAUUGGUUUUAUGAAAAUAAAGUGUAAUCAAUUAUACUCAUUGGUUACCAUGGCAGCAGAUAUGACUAUACAAUGUGGUAGCAGUGUUGAUAGUGGAAUUCAUUUAGAAUACACAUAAAUAUCUGGAACGAAUGAAAUACGUUUCCUGUAGAUGACUCCUCAAAGAACAGACAGUAUCGUGAACUGGAGAUUUUACCUCAUUAUGACCCCAAGAGUCUGACGACGUGUGCAAUAUCUUUGGAACCUUUUUCAGAAUACAACUAUUCUAGUAGACAGACUUCCUCCUCUUCUUCCUCCACAGAGCUACAAGCAGCCGUCAGCGUUUAUCGUCACCCAGCACCCCUUGCCCAACACGGUCAAAGACUUCUGGAGGCUGGUGCUGGACUACCACUGCACCUCCAUAGUGAUGCUCAACGAUGUAGACCCAGCGCAGGUAAGAGAGGCCAGUCAACUCAAUCCUAACCAUGUGAAUCAGCCAUGCCAUCCUUUACCAUACCAUCAAAGACAGACCUUCCAGACUCUGAGGUCUAUAAAAACGUACAGUGCAUUCGGAAAGUAUUCAGACCACUUGACUUUUCCACAUUUUGUUACGUUACAGCCUUAUUCUAAAAUGGAUUAGAAAAAAAAAUCCUCAUCAAUCUACACACAGUACCCCAUAAUGACAAAGCAAAACCAGGUUUUUACAUAAGUAUUCAGACCCUUUGCUAUGAGACUCGAAAUUGAGCUCAGGUAUUUGUAUUUGUAUUUAUUAUGGAUCCCCAUUAGCUCUUCCUGGGGUCCAGCAAAAAUAAGGCAGUUCAUACAAUUUUAAAAACAUUACAAUACAUUCACAGAUUUCACAACACAGUGUGCCCUCAGGCACCUACUCCACCACUACCACAUAUCUACAGUACAAAAUCCAUUAGUACGUGUGUGUAUAGUGCGUAUGUUAUCGUGUGUGUGUGUAUGCAUGUGUCUGUGCCUAUGUUUGUGUUCCUUCACAGUCCCUGCUGUUCCAUAAGGUUUUUUUAAAUCUGUUUUUCAAAUCAAAUUUUACUACUUGCAUCAGUGACUUGAUGUGGAAUAGAGUUCCAUGUAGUCAUGGCUCUAUGUAGUACUGUGUGCCUCCCAUAGUCUGUUCUGGACUUGGGGACUGUGAAGAGACCUCUGGUGGCAUGUCUUUUGGGGUAUGCAUGGGUGUCCGAAUUGUGCGCCAGUAGUUCAAACAGACAGCUCAGUGCAUUCAACAUGUCAAUACCUCUCAUAAAUACAAGCAGUGAUGAAGUCAAUCUCUCCUCCACUUUGAGCCAGGAGAGAUUGACAUGCAUAUUAUUAAUAUUAGCUCUCUGUGUACAUCCAAGGGCCAGCCGUGCUGCCCUGUUCUGAGCCAAGUGCAAGUCCUUUUUUUGUGGCACCUGACCAAACGACUGAACAGUAGUCCAGGUGUGACAAAUCUAGGGCCUGUAGGACCUGCCUUGUUGAUAGUGCUGUUAAGAAGGGAGAGCGCUUUAUUAUGGACAUACUUCUCCCCAUCUUAGCUACUGUUGUAUCAAUAUGUUUUGACCAUGACAGUUUACAAUCCAGGGUUACUCCAAGCAGUUUAGUCACCUCAACUUGCUCAAUUUCCAGUUAUUUAUUACAAGAUUUAGUUGAUGUUUAGUGAAUGAUUUGUCCCAAAUACAAUGCUUUUAGUUUUAGAAAUAUUUAGGACUAACUUAUUCCUUGCCUCCCACUCUGAAACUAACUGCAACUCUUUGUUAAGUGUUGCAGUCAUUUCAGUCGCUGUAGUAGCUGACAUGUAUAGUGUUGAGUCAUCCGCAUACAUAGACACUCUGGCUUUACUCAAAGCCAGUGGCAUGUCAUUAGUAAAGAUUGAAAAAAGUAAUGGGCCUAGACAGCUGCCCUGGGGAAUUCCUGAUUCUACCUGGGUUAUUUUGGAGAGGCUUCCAUUAAAGAACACCCUCUAUGUUCUGUUACAGGUAACUCUGUAUCCACAAUAUAGCAGGUGGAGUAAAGCCAUAACACAUAUGUUUUUCAGACUAUGAUCGAUAAUGUCAAAAGCUGCACUGAAGUCUAACAAAACAGCCCUCACAAUCUUUUUAUCAUCAAUUUCUCUCAGCCAAUCAUCAGUCAUUUGUGUAAGUGCUGUGCUUGUUGAAUGUCCUUCUCUUUAAGCAUGCUGGAAGUUUGUUGUCAAUUUGUUUACUGUAAAAUAGCAUUGUAUCUGGUCAAACACAAUUUUUUCCAAUAGUUUACUAAGGGUUGGUAACAGGCUAAUUCAUUGGCUAUUUGAGCCAGUAAAGGGGGCUUUACUAUUCUUAGGUAGCGGAAUGACUUUUGCUGCCCUCCAAGCCUGGGGGCACACACAUUCUAGUAGGCUUAAAUUGAAAAUAUGGCAAAUAGGAGUGACAAUAUCGUCCGCUAUUAUCCUCAGUAAUUUUCCAUCCAAUUUGUCAGACCCCGGUGGCUUGUCAUUGUUGAUAGACAACAAUAAUUAUUUCACCUCUUCCACACUAACUUUACGGAAUUCAAAAUUACAAUGCUUGUCUUUCAUAAUUUGGUCAGAUAUACUUGGAUGUGUAGUGUCAGCAAUUGUUGCUGGCAUCUCAUGCCUAAGUUUGCUAAUCUUGUCAAUGAAAAAAUCAUUAAAAUAGUUGGCAAUAUCAGUUGGUUUUGUGAUUAAUGAGCCAUCUGAUUCAAUGAAUGAUGGAGCUGAGUUUGCCUUAUUUCCCAACAUUUCAUUUAAGGUGCUCCAAAGCAUUUUACUAUCAUUCUUUGUCAUUUAUAUUUGUUUCAUAGUGUAGUUUCUUCUUCUUUUUAUUCAGUUUAGUCACACUAUUUCUCAAUUAGCAAUACGUUUGCCAAUUGGUUGUGCAGCCAGACUUAUUUGCCAUUCCUUUUGCCUCAUCCCGCUCAACCAUACCAUUUUUCAAUUCCUCAUCAAUUCACGGGGAUUUAACAGUUUUUACAGUCAUGUUCUUAAUGGGUGCAUGCUUAUUAGUAACUGGAAUAAGCAAUUUCAUAAAUUUGUCAAGUGCAGUGUCUGUUUGCUCCUCAUUACCCACCACGGACCAACAUAUAUUCUUUACAUUAACUCAACAACAUAGGAAUCACUACAAAACUUAUUGUAUGACCUCUUAUACACAAUAGUAGGCCCAGCCUUUGGAACUUUGGUUUUCCUAGAUAUGGCUACUAUAUUGUGAUCACUACAUCCAAUGGAUUUGAAUACUGAUUUCAAACAAAUCUCUGCAGCAUUAGUUAAGAUAUGAUCAAUACAUGUUGAUGAUUUAGUUGCUGUACUGUUUGUAACUACCCUGGUAGGUUGACUGAUAACCUGAACCAGGUUGCAUGCACUGGUUACAGUUUGAAGCUUUCUCUUGAGUGGGCAGCCUGAUGAAAGCCAGUCAAUAUUUAAAUCACCCAGAAAGCAUACCUCUCUAUUGAUAUCACAUACAUUAUCAAGCAUUUCACACGUUAUCCACAUACUGACUGUUAGCACUUGGUGAUCUAUAGCAGCUUCCCAACAGAAUGGGCUUUAGGUGAGGCAGAUGAACCUGUAGCCAUAUUAUAAUAAUAAUAAUAAUUGGUUAUUUAGCAGACGCUCUUAUCCAGAGCGACUUACAGGAGCAAUUAGGGUUAAGUGCCUUGCUCAAGGGCACAUCGACAGAUUUUUCACCUAGUCGGCUUGGGGAUUAGAACCAGUCGACCUUUCGGUUACUGGCACAACGCUCUUAACCACUAAGCUAACUGCCGCCCUCAUUAUAUUACUUCAACAGUACUUAUAUUACUUCAACAGUAUUUAACAUGAGAUCCUCUCUCAUCUUCACAUGAAUGUGGUUCUGAUAUAUAAACAGCAACACCUCCACCAUUGGCAUUUCUAUCUUUUCUGUAAAUGUUAUAACCUUGUAUUGCUACCACUGUAUCAUCAAAGGUAUUUUCAAAGUGAGUUUCAGAGAUCGUCAGAAUAUGAAUGCCAUCUGUUACUAGCAAAUUAUUGAUUUCAUGAACCUUGUUUCUUAAGCUAUAUAUGUUAACGUGGGCUAUUUUGAGCACUUUUCUUCUGGGAUGCUUACUUGUUUUUAUUGCUUUACUGGGAAGCUUAGGAGCAGUAGAUGUGCUCAUGUUCUUUAUGUUAGUGCAAGGUGAGCUGCACAUUGUGGACCUCCUCCAAGGGCACACCGGCUUAGUGCUAACAGUAUAAAUCUGGUUCUUAAGCACAUGAUUACUGCAUCAGCAGAGGCAUUCAGGGCAGUUAGAGGGACAUAAAUUAGGUUACUUAUAUUGUGUUUACUGACGCCCCUGGUGUAAUGUACAUUUGCUGAAGAAUUAUGACAACUCUGCGUCACAAUGGUAGGGAUUAGCUGAGCUGGGCUUGGGUCAUUGAUAAGUCAUUGUCUCAACGCAGCCUUAUAAUGCUGUGAAAGGAUCCAGGAACCCUAAUUAUUUGGGUGGAUCCCAUCCUCCUUAUAAAACGUGUUUUGUUUCCAAAAGCUAUCGAAAUUGUCAACAAAAAAUACACCCAUUGAGCUGCAAUAAUCACGUAGCCAGUUGUGAAGAACAAGAAUCCUGCUAAAGCGUUCAAUGCCAAGAUUCAGAGAGGGCACAGGGCCAGAUAUGAUGUUUUUUUUGUUAGCGUCUAGCAGAGAGUCAAUCAGCUCUUCAGUUUCAACUGUUCAGAGCUGCCCUUCAUAAUGUCAUUGAAACCCACAUGGACUACGAUAUAAUCGAUUUCCAUGUCCUGACGUAGUACAUUCAGGAGCAGCUUAGUAAUGUCAUUUACUCGAGCUCCGGGAUAGGACAUUGGAGCUGACCAAAAUCAGGGCUUGCGAGAAGGACGAGGAAAUCCGCCCACUCUCACGCGUCACAGGAUUCUGAGAACCCUUUAUGGAUGGGCGAGAAGCAGCAUAACUUGAGCCCGUUGCUCCCGGCAUCCGACAGAUGGAGAAGCCCCGCUCGAUCCAGAGCAGGGACGGAAGGUUGCCGACUUCGAAAUCGUGGUAGUAGGCACUGCGGCCGCAGACACAGGUACCCCUAGCGACUAAGGUGCAGGUAGAUCAGGCUCCAGAACGCCAAAACUAUUCGUUGUUUGUAUCUGCUCCGGGCCUCUCGUUGGGAGUGUAGACUGCUUUGCGGGAGGUCGCUGUCUUCGGCUUCCAUGGCUCGUGACAUGCGACCAUCGUUGAUUGCCUUUCUCCUCAUGCUGUGCUCCUUCGUCUCCGAUAUCAGAUGGGGGAGCUCCGGGCAAUACCGGCCAGUCGGAUAACGACAAGGCGACGAUGCAUCCACAAGCGCGAACGCCAUCCAGCCACUGGUGUAGAAAAUGUAAACAUUCCACUCUGCAUUUUCCCCAGUUUCUUACGUAGGCUGGCGACCUGCGUGAUCAAGGAAGCCACCUCAAGCCUAUAAUCCUUGGCAUGUAAACAAUUGCUGCAUUGGAACUCUGAGUGAUCCGGUUUGUCCGGAAACAAAGCGUAAUAGAUACAGCGCUGGAACCGUUCAUUUAGUUCUCCAGACAGAGGGCUCCAUUGCAAAACUCAUCUGGUACCAGCUUCGUUCGCUUGAUGGCUAGCACUAAUGGAAACAGGAUGCACCUGUUUCCAAUGGUCCGUAGAGCUCCGAGACAGAAUUGUGUCGAGGCACAUAUCUGGGGAAGGGCACCAAAACAUUUCUCCAGCAUUCUCCACCAAGAACACAGUGGCCUCCAUCAUUCUGAAAUGGAAGAAGUUUGGAACCACGAGCUGGCCGCCUGGCCAAACUGAGCAAUCGGGGGAGAAGGGUUUUGAUCGGGGAGGUGAGCAAGAACACGAUAGUCACUCUGACAGAGCUCCAGAGUUCCUAUGUGGAGAUGGGAGAACCUUCCAGAAGGACAAACAUCUCUGCAGCACUCCACCAAUCAGGCCUUUAUAAUAGAGUGGCCAGACGGAAGCCACUCCUCAGUAAAAGGCACAUGACAGCACGCUUGGAGUUUGACCAAAGGCACCUAAAGGACUCUCAGACCAUGAGAAACAAGAUUCUCUGGUCUGAUGAAACCAAGAUUGAACUCUUUGGCCUGAAUGCCAAGUGUCAUGUCUGGAGGAAACCUGGUACCAUUCCUACGGUGAAGCAUGGUGGUGGCAGCAUCAUGCUGUGGGGAGGUUUUUCAGCGGCAGGGACUGGGAGACUAGUCAGGAUCGAGGGAAAGAUGAACAGAGCAAAGUACAGAGAGAUCCUUGAUGAAAACCUGCUCCGGAGCGCUCAGGACCUCAGACUGGGGCAAAGGUUCACCUUCCAACAGGACAACGACCCUAAGCACACAGCCAAGACAAUGCAUGGCUUCGGGACAAGUCUCUGAAUGUCCUUGAGUGGCCCAGCCAGAGCCUGGACUUGAACCCGAUGGAACAUCUCUGGAGAGAUCUCAAAAUAUCUGUGCUGGAAUCCUCCCCAUCCAACCUGACAGAGCUUAAGAGGAUAUGCAGAGAAGAAUGUGACAAACUCCACACAUACAGGUUAGCCAAGCUUGUAGCGUCAUACGCAAGAAGACUUGAGGCUGUAAUUGCUGCUAAAGGUGCUUCAACAAAUUACUGAGUAAAGGGUCUGAAUACUUAUGUAAAAGUGAUUCUAAAAACCUGUUUUUGCUCAGUCAUUAUGGGGUAUGUUUUGUAGAUUGAUGAGGGGAAAAAAACUAUUGAAUCCAUUUUAGAAUAAGGCUGUAACGUAACAAAAUGUGGAAAAAAAUCAAGGGGUCUGAAUACUUUCCGAAUGCACUCUGUUUUUAAUUUAACAAAGUGUAUGGUCCAAAAGUGCAGUUUAACAGAGGGCAAUGUUUUUGGUUGUGUGUUCAACUACCAAAAGUCCAAUUGGCACUUGAGGGCUGGAGUUGGUUAUUCCUCCAAUAGAAAGGAGACCAGACCAGUGCAGAUACCAGUAGCGUUCAAAGAGGAGGGGAAGGGGUCUGCCUCAAAUGGACUCUGGGCACUCAAGCCUGGGGACCUGUCUGUCAGAAUGUUGCAGGGAUCAAAGAAUAGUGUGUGGCAGCUUUUCCCCGCAACACCGCCCCCCUGGGUGGCUACAGUAGCAUCUCAUUCGCUAUUCUGACUGUAGCAAGGCAAACUGGGUACGCUGCUAUGGUGGAAUGGCCUAGUUUGUGUCAUUGUGUUAUAUCUCAUUUGUUGUUGUGGAUUAGGCUCAAUAGAAAGUGUUUUGCUCGUAAUACAGAAUCCAAUUUUAGGAAGUCCCUAGUAGUCAAUGUGACAUUCUCAAUUGUUAGCCUUAGCAAUUCUCACUUCUCACCUCAAAAGUAGUUGUUCCUCAAGCCUCAAACAAUGCAAACUCGUCUCUCAGAUGAAACGCCUCAGUUGUCAUUGCAAAAAGCGAAGCUGUCAAUUGUCAGCAACUUCUCUGUUUAUUCAAUGUCUCAUUUUAAAAAUGUGUGUGUAAUAAGUGUGUGUUUGUGUGCAGCUGUGUCCCCAGUACUGGCCGGAGAACGGUAUGCACCGCCACGGGCCCAUCCAGGUGGAGUUUGUGUCAGCUGACCUGGAGGAGGACAUCAUCAGCAGGAUAUUCCGCAUCUACAACGCUGCACGGGUAAGAGACAGAACGCACACACACACUCUCCAGCUUUCUCACACACGGUCAUGCUAACAUGUCCACAUAUCUCUCUCCAGCCGCAGGAUGGGUAUCGCAUGGUGCAGCAGUUCCAGUUCCUGGGCUGGCCCAUGUACCGGGACACCCCCGUCUCCAAGCGCUCCUUCCUCAAGCUCAUCCGCCAGGUGGACAAGUGGCAGGAGGAGUAUGACGGGGGAGAGGGACGUACCGUGGUGCACUGUCUGUAAGUAGGGUUCCAAAGUGUGGGUAUAUUACUGGAAACUUUCUAAGUUUACCAGUUAACUACCAGAAUGAUGGUGUCUUUCAAGGAUUUAAUGUAAUCUAUCACAAGACAUCUAGUGGCCCUUUUGGAUACUUCAGAUGAUCACAGGUGUCUGUAAUUAUCUCUGGCCCUUUGUGUGGCCUUAUCACAUGUCAAAUAUAUGAAAUAAUUAAAUAAGAUGAUUUUUAAAUAGAAUGACAAAGCUGUAAAGCAUUAUCCUAAAUAUAAACCAUCAAUUUAGUGAAUACCAUUGGUGUUUAAUAUGAGCAUGCCAGCAUGAAAUAUCUUUCCAAAAAAUGUUUUACACACUUUUAUUUAUUUCACUAUGUCAAUAUGUAUUUGUCAAUGUUUUGGAAUCAAACUGGUGGUAGUUGGGAAAAAUGUAAACAGUUGGAAGAGUUGCAGAGUUAAUUGAAAAUAAUGCCAUUGUUGAUUAGAUGCUUUUUUUCAUUAAUUAGGCUAUAUAGACACGUAUAAAAAAUUACUAUAAAUCAAUAAUACAAAUAAAAAAAGUUAUUCAAGUAUGAAUUACCAAAGUUACGAUAGAAUGCCAUAGAUUUUCUGUUAAUUACCAAAAUGACUGAAGAUCCAGUAACUUUAGUAAAUGACCGGUAGCUUUGUAGCCCUAUCUGUAAGUACCUACCGGUCAUGUCUCAGCCUAUAACCUCUGUACUUCCUGAAUGGGUGGAGAGAGAAGGGAAUCUUGGGUAUUUGAUCUAACAAUCAGAUGGGUAAUUUUGGUCCAACAUGGCUGCCCAAAAUGCCACCGGGAUCAUAGUGACACUGGACCACUCUGAUGGGACAGUGUGAAAUGUCACAGUCCUCCUCUAAUGGUGAUCAAUUACACUCUAGCCAUCAGGAUGUAGCCCUCGCGUCUCUCCAUCCUGCCUUCUGACAGCCAUCUGUAAAGGGUGACAUACUGAAGGCCCACCAGACAAUGCUCAGUGCUCUCACAAACAUUGUCUGUCAUCAUAAUGAACCAUAAUGAACAUAACGCCAUUUAAAGGCCCACUUCUUAAUUUGAAAAAACAACAAAACAGCAGCCCUGCCUCUUGGUUUGCUAUAAAGCUUAGGAAUGGGGAUGAACAUAUUCUUCGAAUAUAUGUGUGUGUGUGUGUGUGUGUGUGUGUGUGUGUGUGUGUCAAAAUGGCCCAAAACAAAUAACUUUCUUCUGGAACUCGUCAGUCUAUUCAAGUUCUGAAAAAUGAAGGCUAUUCCAAAUACAUUAGUGUCUAGUUUGAGAAACAGACGCCUCACAGGUCCUCAACUGGCAGCUUCAUUAAAUAGUACCUGCAAAACACCACUAUUUAAUUAUGCUGCCAGUUGAGGACCUGUGAGGCGUCUGUUUCUCAAACUAGACACUCUAAUGUAUUUGGCCUCUUGCUCAGUUGUGCACCGGGGCCUCCCUCUCCAAUAUGCGCUGUUCUGUGAAGGGAGUAGUACACAGCGUUGUACGAGAUCUUCAGUUUCUUGGCAAUUUCUCGCAUGGAAUAGCCUUCAUUUCUCAGAACAAUAAUAGACUGACGAGUUUCAGAAGAAAAUGAUUUAUUUCUGGCCAUUUUGAGCCUGUAAUCGAACCCACAAUUGCUGAUGCUCCAGAUACUCAACUAGUCUCAAGAAGGCCAGUUUUAUUGCUUAUUUAAUCAGCACAACAGUUUUCAGCUGUGCUAACAUAAUUGCAAAAAGGUUUUCUAAUGAUCAAUUAGCCUUUUAAAAUAAUAAACUUGGAUUAGCAAACACGACGUUCCAUUGGAACACAGGACUGAUGGUUGCUGAUAAUGGGCCUCUGUACGCCUAUGUAGAUAUUCCAUUAAAAAUCAGCCGUUUCCAGCUACAAUAGCCAUUAACAACAUGAACAAUGUCUACACUGUUUUUCUGAUCAAUUUUAUGUUAUUUUAAUGGACAAAAUAAAUGGACAUUUCUAAGUGACCCCAAACUUUUGAACGGUAGUGUAUGUAUGUAUGUAUGUAUGUAUGUAUAUAUAUACUGCUCAAAACAAUUAAGGGAACACUAAAAUAACACAUCCUAGAUCUGAAUGAAUGAAAUAAUCUUAUUAAAUACUUUUUUCUUUACAUAGUUGAAUGUGCUGACAACAAAAUCACACAAAAAUUAUCAAUGGAAAUCAAAAUGUAUCAACCCAUGGAGGUCUGGAUUUGGAGUCACCCUCAAAAUUAAAGUGGAAAACCACACUACAGGCUGAUCCAACUUUGAUGUAAUGUCCUUAAAACAAGUCAAAAUGAGGCUCAGUAGUGUGUGUGGCCUCCACGUGCCUGUAUGACCUCCCUACAACGCCUGGGAAUGCUCCUGAUGAGGUGGCGGAUGGUCUCCUGAGGGAUCUCCUCCCAGACCUGGACUAAAGCAUCCGCCAACUCCUGGACAGUCUGUGGUGCAACGUGGCGUUGGUGGAUGGAGCGAGACAUGAUGUCCCAGAUGUGCUCAAUUGGAUUCAGGUCUGGGGAACGGGCGGGCCAGUCCAUAGCAUCAAUGCCUUCCUCUUGCAGGAACUGCUGACACACUCCAGCCACAUGAGGUCUAGCAUUGUCUUGCAUGAGGAGGAACCCAGGGCCAACCGUACCAGCAUAUGGUCUCACAAGGGGUCUGAGGAUCUCAUCUCGGUACCUAAUGGCAGUCAGGCUACCUCUGGCGAGCACAUGGAGGGCUGUGCGGCCCCCCAAAGAAAUGCCACCCCACACCAUGACUGACCCACCGCCAAACCGGUCAUGCUGGAGGAUGUUGCAGGCAGCAGAACAUUCUCCACGGCGUCUCCAGACUCUGUCACGUCUGUCACGUGCUCAGUGUGAACCUGCUUUCAUGUGUGAAGAGCACAGGGCGCCAGUGGCAAAUUUGCCAAUCUUGGUGUUCUCUGGCAAAUGCCAAACGUCCUGCACGGUGUUGGGCUGUAAGCACAACCCCCACCUGUGGACGUCGGGCCCUCAUACCACCCUCAUGGAGUCUGUUUCUGACCGUUUGAGCAGACACAUGCACAUUUGUGGCCUGCUGGAGGUCAUUUUGCAGGGCUCUGGCAGUGCUCCUCCUGCUCCUCCUUGCACAAAGGCAGAGGUAGCAGUCCUGCUGCUGGGUUGUUGCCCUCCUACGGCCUCCUCCACGUCUCCUGAUGUACUGGCCUGUCUCCUGGUAGCGCCUCCAUGCUCUGGACACUACGCUGACAGACACAGCAAACCUUCUUGCCACAGCUCGCAUUGAUGUGCCAUCCUGGAUGAGCUGCACUACCUGAGCCACUUGUGUGGGUUGUAGACUCCGUCUCAUGCUACCACUAGAGUGAAAGCACCGCCAGCAUUCAAAAGUGACCAAAACAUCAGCCAGGAAGCAUAGGAACUGAGAAGUGGUCUGUGGUCACCACCUGCAAAACCAGUCCUUUAUUGGGGGUGUCUUGCUAAUUGCCUAUAAUUUCCACCUGUUGUCUAUUCCAUUUGCACAACAGCAUGUGAAAUUUAUUGUCAAUCAGUGUUGCUUCCUAAGUGGACAGUUUGAUUUCACAGAAGUGUGAUUGACUUGGAGUUACAUUGUGUUGUUUAAGUGUUCCCUUUAUUUUUUUGAGCAGUGUAUGUAUAUAUAUGUAUAUGUGUAUGUGUGUAUAUAUUUAAUUCAAAAUGAUCAAAAAUGUUUGUCAAUCUAUCUCAAUAUUUGACCCAUUAGUCUGGCCCAAGUCUACUUUUUUAACCAGACAAAUCAGUGUGACAUCACGGUGUGAAUGUAAAUGUGCAAUCCGUCCCAGGUGAUCUCCACUUACUAAAUAGGAGAAAUGGAGGAGAGAGGUUGCUGAAUUACCAGAGGGAGAGAAUCAAAUAAAAUGAGCUUGUGGUUCCCGAUGCUGCCCAGAUUUAGCUUUUAAAACCCCAGUGGGAGAGGCUUCUGGGUGGGUCUCUGCCUCCGCUCAAUCUGCCCUUCCUUAUCUUCAGCAGCCCCACUUUACUCAGAGAAAUGGGGGGAUGAGGAGGGGAGAGAUAGAGGAGGAGGAGAGAAGAGGCCCUAGUUGUGUGGGAAAUGAGAUUGGAAAGUGGAGGGAAGGAGGACGACAGUGUGUGUGGAUGACAGGGUCUUUGUUGAUGUAUUCUGUGGUUGGUGCUCUUUAACAGGGUUACUGGUCCGUUUUGUAAGACAGAGAGUCCAGGAGAAAAAAAACAUAAGUGACUCUUAUUGUUAGAGUCUCCGGAGAGAUUCCAAUCGCCCGACCAGAGCAACCCACACACACAGUCACACACAGGCGCGCGCACACACACGAUGCUGACAAACAAGCGCUGAAGCGCCGAAACACACUAACCAGAGACAAACAGCCCACACAACACACACACUAAACAAACGUCAGAAAGAAAAGUGUCCAUCCCCCUGAUCUGACUGUCUAUUACCCCCCCGUAGUGUACUAUAUAGGAAAUAGGCUGCCGUUUGGGACUGGACAUUCCCCGGAAUUAUGUAUAAUGCCAGAGGAAUGUGGAGGUUGACAGAGGUUAACUCCUGAGUUGAGAGAGGCGACUCCUGUGAAGGAGGAGUACACCGGUUUUAUGCGUAGGGGAGAGUGGGGUAAGUUGAGAAAAGGCAGUAAGUUGAGCCACCCUUGUUUCUAGGAAACCAUACACAAAAUGUUUAGUUUGACCAAAUAUUUAGGAAGAGGCCAUCAUUUCAUUUGAGUCUGUGAAGGAAGACACCACAUGAAAAAAGUGAUAAGCAAGUUUAGGUCCAAAAAAGUGAUUGUUCACAAAGUCAAAUGAAUUUAUUGUGUUAGAGGUUUCAUGAUGCUUGUAUCUAAACCAAAGUAGAUCGUUUUAAGAUUGUUCUAUACAUCAGUUGGGGUCUCUAACUCCUGAGUGGCGCAGUGGUCUAAGGCACUGCAUCGCAGUGCUAACUGUGCCACUUGAGAUCCUGGUUCGAAUCCAGGCUCUGUCGCAGCCGGCCACGACCGGGAGACUCAUGGGCGGCGCACAAUUGGCCCAGCGUCGUCCAGGGUAGGGGAGGGAAUGGCCGGCAGGGAUGUAGCUCAGUUGAUGGAGCAUGGCGUUUGCAACGCCAGGGUUGUGGGUUCGAUUCCCACGGGGGGCCAGUAUAAAAAAAUAAAUAUGUAUUCACUAACUGUAAGUCGCUCUGGAUAAGAGCGUCUGAUAAAUGACUAAAAAUGUCAAAUGUAAAUGUCUAUAUGAGGUCCUAAACCUAGCAUGAAAAUGCAUCCUUGUAGCUGUGUGGGAUAAUAUAGUCAAAAUGUUUGCCUUGGGGUAAGUUGAGCCAAUGGCUGUGGGGUAAGUUGGGGUAAGUUGAGCCAAUGGCUGUGGGGUAAGUUGAGCCAAUGGCUGUGGGGUAAGUUGAGCCAAUGGCCUCGGGGUAAGUUGAGCCAAUGGCCUCGGGGUAAGUUGAGCCAAUGGCCUCGGGGUAAGUUGAGCCAAUGGCCUCGGGGUAAGUUGAGCCAAUGGCCUCGGGGUAAGUUGAGCCAAUGGCCUCGGGGGUAAGUUGAGCCAAUGGCCUCGGGGGUAAGUUGAGCCAAUGGCCUCGGGGUAAGUUCAGCCAAUGGCAAGUUGAGCAAAUUAGAAAGAAUACUAUAUUUCCCUUGAAGGAGUGAUGCUGAAUGUACAAAAUGGCUCAACUUACCCUACUCUCCCCUACACUGAACUCAAACUGCUUCCUCUUGUGACAUUUUGUGACUCUCAGCUUGCAACUCUUAAAAGCUCUUCGGCUUUUCAGACAGUAAAGUUGACCAACCUGGAGAGUUUCUGAGGAAGAGCAGCUCUUCAUGAGAAGUUUACUAACUACUUAGAGAGCCAGCUGUAUGUUCCACACAGGGGUGAAAGUAAAAUUAAUUUAUUCCCGGUACAGGACCUCCUAUGCACCAAAACAUUUGAUGGACCUAAUCAUAGAAUUACAUAUAUAAUCCCUAUUAAUUCAAUAGGAUCUCUGUGGGUCUAGUCGUAAAGAUUUGUCAUUGAACUAUUAUUACCUUUUAUUGUUGCAUAAACACAACCUGUCAUGAUGUUUUCAUCUGAUUGUCAAACAAUCACUUCAAAGGGCUCCUUUACUAGGCUAACCGUGCACGUUCAUCCACUCACAACAUAUUUUCAGCCUCCAAACAGUGGUGAAUGAAAAAAUACAUGUUACACAAAACACUAAAAAGUGUAAUGACAUUUGGCGAUUGUCAUUUGGCCAGAAUUUAUGCAUCCACUGCUGUCCGCACGCGUCAGUGUCGGCCACUCAUCUCUGCCUUAGCAAAAUGUCAGUGUUCUUGUCAAACCACAUCGCAUUUUGGAGCGGAGGCUAUAGCACCCGUUUGCAAGUCUAUUCGCUCAUUAUUCAUGCCUCUGACAUGGGGUAAUGAUAAAAAGUGGUGUAAUAGCCUACAGUUUUCUUGACAUUUUGUUUAAAUUAUUUUUGAUAGGCUCAUGUUUUACCGAUAUGGCGUACCGCCUUACUUUCACCCAUUUCCACACACACUUGAGUAUCAGCGGGUGGCCUGGCCACCUCUUGUUGUGGUGGAUUGGCAGUAGUGUGGCGCCAUCUAGAGGGCAAAAUCCAAAACAGCGAGCACAGAAAGAGAUGUUGGGAAGUUUGGCCAAGCUUUAUGUCAAACAUGUCAUGUCCCAAUCACCAUACAACACUGAUAAUGUUAUUCAUUCAUGAAGCUUACAUUUUGUUCAGGUAACACAUUACUUAAAGCCGGUAUAAUGUUGUAAAACUUGGACAAAGGACACUUAAUUCGGGGGUGGAAACGUUUUGCAAUUCUGACAGGUUCUUAUGGACUUUAUAUAAUAUCUAGGUCUAUGAUCCAACCCUACCUCAUUUUCUUUCUCUCUCUCAGGAAUGGUGGAGGACGUAGCGGGACGUUCGGUGCAAUUAGCAUCGUGUGCGAGAUGCUCCGGCAUCAGCGCUCGGUCGACGUGUUCCACGCGGUCAAAACACUGAGGAACAACAAACCCAACAUGGUCGACUUACUGGUAAGAACCAGUGCUGAUCUAGGAUCAGUUCUCUCUUUUAGAUCAUAAGGAAUAACAUAACAUGGACGGGGGGGGGUGGGUCCUAGAUCAGCGCUCUUACUCUGAGACGAUUUAUGAAUAUAGACCCAAACCCUUAUAGUGGUUCACUGGUCAUUGCUACAAAUUCUACAGUUACAACACGCUAAUGGGUACUUAUACGACAAGUUGUGUUGCCAAAGUCAAUUGAACUUAACUCCAGAAAAUUGCAGUUUACAUUUUGAAUAAGGAGAUAAUAACAAUGUGAUUGUGAAUCGCUCAGCCAUUAUAAUGCAAUAAUUAAAGGCCAAGUCAAUUCAGCCAUGUCUAGUCCAGUAACUGUCAUUGAUUAUGUACUCUUCUUACCAUUCAUUCACAGGAUCAAUACAAGUUCUGCUAUGAGGUGGCACUGGAGUACUUGAAUUCUGGUUAGCUGGGCUGAAAGCUGCUCCCCCCAUCGGUCCUACCCCCAUACCACAGCCCUCACAGCUUCCCUGGACUGAGUCUCUUAAACCUGAGUGAAUGUUGGUUACUGGAGGACAGAAAUGAACUGCUGUGUUCCGCUGGGCACAGGACAGGGUCGUACCAUCGCACCGCUACGGAUUUAAGAAGAGGGGAGGAAAGAGGGUGGUUGUUUUCAACCGGAUGCAUUUGCACUGCCUCUCUACUAGACAGUGCUACUGUAACCCCCCCAACCCCUCUCCUCUCUAUUAGACAGUGCUACUGUAACCCCCCCCAACCCCUCUCCUCUCUACUAGACAGUGCUACUGUAACCCCCCCCAACCCCUCUCCUCUCUAUUAGACAGUGCUACUGUAACCCCCCCCCAACCCCUCUCCUCUCUACUAGACAGUGCUACUGUAACCCCCCCAACCCCUCUCCUCUCUACUAGACAGUGCUACUGUAACCCCCCAACCCCUCUCCUCUCUACUAGACAGUGCUACUGUAACCCCCAACCCCUCUCCUCUCUAUUAGACAGUGCUACUGUAACCCCCCAACCCCUCUCCUCUCUAUUAGACAGUGCUACUGUAACCCCCCCCAACCCCUCUCCUCUCUACUAGACAGUGCUACUGUAACCCCCCAACCCCUCUCCUCUCUACUAGACAGUGCUACUGUAACCCCCCCAACCCCUCUCCUCUCUACUAGACAGUGCUACUGUACCCCCCCCCCCCCCCCCAACCCCUCUCCUCUCUAUUAGACAGUGGCUACUGUAACCCCCACCAAACCCCUCUCUCUCUACUAGACAUGUGCUACUGUAACCCCCCCAACCCCUCUCCUCUCUACUUAGACAGUGCUACUGUACCCCCCCCCCCCCAACCCCCUCUCUCUCUACUAGACAGUGCUACUGUAACCCCCCCAACCCCUCUCCUCUCUAUUAGACAGUGCUACUGUAACCCCACCCAACCCCUCUCCUCUCUACUAGACAGUGCUACUGUAACCCCCCCCAACCCCUCUCCUCUCUAUUAGACAGUGCUACUGUAACCCCCCAACCCCUCUCCUCUCUAUUAGACAGUGCUACUGUAACCCCCCCCAACCCCCUCUCCUCUCUACUAGACAGUGCUACUGUAACCCCCCAACCCCUCCUCUCUAUUAGACAGUGCUACGUAACCCCCCCCCAACCCCUCUCCUCUCUAUUAGACAGUGCUACUGUAACCCCCCCAACCCCCUCUCCUCUCUACUAGACAGUGCUACUGUAACCCCCCCCCCCCAACCCCUCUCCUCUCUAUUAGACAGUGCUACUGUAACCCCCCCCCAACCCCUCUCCUCUCUAUUAGACAGUGCUACUGUAACCCCCCCAACCCCUUCCUUCUAUAACAGUGCUAUGAAACCCCCCCAACCCUCUCCUCCUACUAGACAGUGCUACUGUAACCCCCCCCAACCCUUCCUCUCUCUAGACAGUGUACUGUCCCCCCCCCCCCCAACCCCCUCCUUCUACUAACAGUGCUCUGAAAAAACCCCCCCCCAACCCCCCUCUCCUCCAUUAAAAGUGUACUGAAACCCCCCCCAACCCCCUUCCCCUCUUCUAGCAGUGCUACUGAAACCCCCAACCCCUCUCCUCUUUUUAGACAGUCUACGAACCCCCCCCCAACCCUCUCCUUCUACUAGACGUGCUACUGUAACCCCCCCCCCCCCAAAACCCCUCCUCUUAUAGACUGUUUACUGUAACCCCCAAAACCCCUCUUCUCUCUAGACAUGCUACGAACCCCCCCAACCCCCCCCCCUCUUUUGACGUGUACGUAACCCCCCCCAAACCCCCUUCCCUUUUUAGACGUGUACUGGACCCCCCCAACCCCUAUCCUCUCUAUAGACAGUGCUACUGUACACCCCCCAACCCCUCUCCUCUCUAUUAGACGUGCUACUGUAACCCCCCCCAACCCCUCUCCUCUCUACUAGACAGUGCUACUGUAACCCCCCCACCCCUCUCCCCUCUUAUUAGACAGUGGUACUGUAACCCCCCCAACCCCUCUCCUCUCUAUUAGACAGUGCUACUGUAACCCCCCCCCAACCCCUCUCCUCUCUAUUAGACAGUGCUACUGUAACCCCCCCAACCUCUCCUCUCUACUAGACAGUGCUACUGUAACCCCCCCCCACCCCUCUCCUCUCUAUUAGACAGUGCUACUGUAACCCCCCCAACCCCUCUCCUCUCUAUUUAGACAGUGCUACUGUAACCCCCCCCCCCAACCCCUCUCCUCUCUACUAGACGUGCUACUGUAACCCCCCAACCCCUCUCCUCUCUACUAGACAGUGCUACUGUAACCCCCCCAACCCCUCUCCCCCUCUCUAUAGACAGUGCUACUGUAACCCCCCCCAACCCCUCUCCUCUCUACUAGACAGUGCUACUGAACCCCCCCCAACCCUCUCCUCUCUAUUAGAAGUGCUACUGUAACCCCCCCCCCCCCCCCUCUCCCUCUCUACAGACAGUGCUACUGCCCCCCCCCCCCAAACCCCCCCCCUCUCACUAGACAGUGCUACUGUAACCCCAAAAACCCCCCUCCCUCUCUAUAACGUGCUUGUAACCCCCCAAACCCCCUCUUCUUUUUCAGGUCUACUUCCCCCCCCCCCCCCCUUUUCCUCUUACUAGACAGUGUACGUAACCCCCACCCUUCCCUCUUUUAACAGGCUACUGUCCCCCCCCAAAAACCCCUCUCUCUCUACUGCGUGCCUGAAACCCCCCCAACCCCUUCCUUUUAUUAGACAGUGCUACGAAACCCCCCCCAACCCCCCCUUCCUCUCUAUUAGACAGUGUACAACCCCCCCAACCCCCUUCCCUCUAUGAAGUGCUACUGUACCCCCCCCAAACCCUUCCUUCUAUGACAGUGCUACUGUAACCCCAACCCCUUCCUAUUAACAGUGUACGAAAACCCCCCAACCCCUCUCCUCUCUAUUAAAAGUGCAUGUACCCCCCCCAAACCCCUCCCCUUCUACUAACAGUGCUCGUAACCCCCCCCCCCCCCUCUCUUCUAGACGUGUACUGAACCCCCCCAACCCCUCUCCUCUUUUUAGCGUGCUACUGAAAAACCCCCCCCCCCCCUUCCUCUUACAGACAUGAUGUAACCCCCCCCCCCCCCCCAACCCCUCUCCUCUCUACUAGACAGGCUAGAAACCCCCCCCAACCCUUCUCUCAUUAGACAUUUGCUCGAAACCCCCAAAACCUUCUCUUCUAUUAGACAGUGCUACUGUAACCCCCCCAACCCCUUCCUCUCUUUUAGACGUGUACUGAAACCCCCCCAACCCCUCUCCUCUUAUUAGACAGUGUACUGAACCCCCCCCCCCAACCCCUCUCCUUCAUAGACAGUGUACUGAAAACCCCCCCAACCCCUUCCUCUUAUUAACAGUGCAUGUAACCCCCCCCCCCCCCCAACCCCUCUCCCUCUAUUAGACAGUGACGAAACCCCCCCCAACCCCUUCCUUCUAUUAGACAGUGCUACGUAACCCCCCCAACCCCUUCCUUUUUAAAUUAAAGUGCUCUGAAACCCCCCCCCCAACCCCCUUUCCCUCUCAUUGACAUGCUACUGAAACCCCCCCCCAAACCCUCCCCUCCCCAUUAGACAGUGUACUGUACCCCCCCCAAAACCCCUCCCCUCUCUACUAGAAGGCUCUGUAACCCCCCCAAACCCCCUCUCCUUCUACAACAGGCUACUGAAACCCCCCCCCAACCCCUCUCCUCUCUACUAGACGUCUCUGUAACCCCCCCCCCCAACCCCUCUCCUUCUCUGACAGUGAGGAACCCCCCCAACCCCUCCCCUCACUAACAGUGCCUGUACCCCCCCCCAACCCCCCUCUCCUCUUUUUAACAGUGCACUGAAACCCCCCCACCCCCUCUCCUCUCUUUUCUCAUUGACAGGCUACGUAACCCCCCCCCCCCCCUUCCUCUUUAAGAAAAUUGCUAUUUCCCCCCCCCAACCCCCCUCCCCUUACUAGACAGUGCUACGUCCCCCCCCAACCCCUUCCUUCUAUUAGACAGUGCUAUGAACCCCCCCCCCCCAACCCCUCCCUCUCUAUAGACGUGCUACGAACCCCCCCCAACCCUUCCUCUUACUAACAUGUACUGAAAACCCCCAAACCCCUUCCCUUCUAUAGACAUGCUACGUAACCCCCCAACCCCUCUCCUCUUUUAGACAGUGUAUGUAACCCCCCCCAACCCCCCCUCUCCUCUCUACAGACAUGCUCUGUAAACCCCCAACCCCCCUCCCCUUUACAGACAGUGUACUGAAACCCCCCAACCCCUCCCCUCUCUAUUAGACGUGCUAUUUAACCCCCCCAACCCCCCCCUUCUAUUGACGGCUAGCCCCCCCCAACCCCCUCCCCCUUUUUACUAGACGUGCUACUUCCCCCCCCCAACCCCUCCUCUAUUAGCCAGUGCACUUACCCCCCCCCCCCCCCCCCCCCUCCCCCUUCUUUUAGACAGUGCUACUGAACCCCCCAACCCCUCCCCUCUUAUUAACAGUCCCUUUUUACCCCCCCCCCCCCCAACCCCUCCUCUCUAUUAACAGUGCUACGUACCCCCCCCCCAACCCCUCUCCUCUUAUUAACAGUGCUAUGAAAACCCCCCCAACCCCUUCCCUUUAUUAGACAUGUACUGUAACCCCCAACCCUCUCCUCUUACUAGACUGCUCUGAAACCCCCCCCCCCCCCCAACCCUCUCCUCUUUUUAGACUGCUCGUCCCCCCCCAAACCCCCUCUCCUCUAUUAGACGUGCUUUUUGAAACCCCCCCCCCCAAAACCCCCUUCCUCCUAUUAGACUGCACUGAACCCCCCCCCCCAAACCCCUCUCCUCCCCUUUAACGUGCACGAACCCCCCCCCCCCCCCAACCCCCUCUCCUCUCUACGACAGUGUAUGUAACCCCCCAACCCUUCCUCUCACUGACGUGCUACUGUAACCCCCCCAACCCUCUCCUCUCUAUUAGACAGUGCUACUGUAACCCCCCCCCCCCCCCCAACCCCUCUCCUCUCUACUAGACAGUGCUACUGUAACCCCCCCCCAACCCCUCUCCUCUCUACUAGACAGUGCUACUGUACCCCCCCCAACCCCUCUCCUCUCUAUUAGACAGUGCUACUGUAACCCCCCCAACCCCUCUCCUCUCUAUUAGACAGUGCUACUGUGUUUACCCUCAUCCCUCCCCCCUCCCUCAGAACAGCGCCUGAACAGGAGUUCACACUGAUGUAUUCCAUUGUCACCAUCUCCCAACCCUCUUUAUUGUUAUAA